This is a messenger RNA of Morchella importuna, 1608 nucleotides long. RefSeq lists its product as uncharacterized. Gene Ontology annotation, cellular component: transcription export complex 2. The transcript is spliced from 3 exons. The coding region runs from base 1 to 1608 and encodes 535 amino acids. Gene Ontology annotation, molecular function: RNA binding; double-stranded DNA binding. The record is from RefSeq and is a predicted model, not a curated record. Gene Ontology annotation, biological process: poly(A)+ mRNA export from nucleus; transcription elongation by RNA polymerase II; post-transcriptional tethering of RNA polymerase II gene DNA at nuclear periphery. Lineage: Eukaryota; Fungi; Ascomycota; Pezizomycetes; Pezizales; Morchellaceae.
AUGUCGUCCUUCACGCGCCCCAACAACCUCGCGCUCCUCACGCACUUCCUCCAGACCGUCUCGGACGCGCGCACCUCCCGCAACGCCCCCCUCCUCGCCAGCCUCCUCAGCGCCGACCCAUUCUACAUCCUCCAGAACGACCUCAUGCUCUCUCUCCGCUCCGAACUCAGCAGCAACCCCACCGCCCUGCAAUCCCGCACCGACAAGAUCCUCGGCGACGAGUGGAUGGGCUUCACCGAGCUGGUCGCGGCCUACCUCAAGUACGUGCUCGCGCUGGACCCCGCGGUGCUGUACGACACGGGCACGUCGCGCACCUGGCACGGCUGCUUGAAGACGUACAUGGGCGCCAUCAACCCGGCGUUCAACUCGCCGCAGGGCGUGGUGCUGGUGCCGCUGGUGAAGGGGACGGCGGCGCUGCUGACGAGCGCGGCACUGAGGAUUGAUGCGCAGAUUGGCGAUCCGAGGUUUGGCUGCUCGCAUGCGGCGAUGAAUGUGUUGCUGAGGACGUUUAAUUCGACGCUGGGGGAGAGGACGCUGGCGUCGGGGGCGCCGACGAUGCAGACGUUGGGGAAGAAGGCGGCGACGCUGAGGAUUGCGAAUUUGUUGUUUAAGCUGUAUUUCAAGCUAAACCAAAUCCGCCUCUGCGCAACAAUCCACACAAACAUCAACGCCGCCUCAAUCCCCUCCUACCUACACCUCUACCCCAAGUCCGACCGCUGCGCCUACACAUACUACCUCGGCCGCCACCACUUCUUCAACGCCCACUUCACCACGGCCCUCAGCACCCUCACCACCUCCUACAACCUCACCCGCCCCACGGACACCACCCAGCGCCGCCUGCUCCUCCUCUACAUGGUCACCUCCGCCCUCAUCCUGGGCAAAUUCCCGUCGGCAACCCUCCUCGCCCGCCCAGAGGCCCGCGGCCUCGCACACAUGUUCUACCCCGUCUGCCGCGCCAUCCGCCUCGGCGACUUCCGCGGCUUCCGCCACGCCCUCGGCGACGAGGGGCCCGACACGUGGCGCCGCCAGUGGUGGGCGCACGUGGCUGAUUACGAGGCCGCCCGUGCUGUCGGCGGCGCAGGUGGCGGAGGGGGUGAAGGCGGCGCCGCCGACGGUGGGGAUGUGGCAGAUUUUGGUGCUGGUGAGGUUUUUGCAUCGUGUCCCUGGGGAGGCGCAGGGGCAGGGGCAGGGGGGAAUCCGUUGUUUCUGGGUGCGGAGGAGGAGGAUACGGAUGAUGAUGAUGCAGACGGAGGGGAGGAGGAGGAGGAUGGAGAGGGGAGGGAUGAAGGGGGGUACUUUGGGCUCAAGGUCAACAUGGUUGAUGUCGAGAGCGCGAUCGUGAGUCUGUGCGACCAGGGGUUCAUCAAGGGCUACAUAGCCCGGCAGGCGACGGGCCCGCUGAUUGUGCUCGGGCGGUCGGGGGCGUUUCCGGCCGUGGCGGAGAUUUAUAAUAGUAGUAGGUGGAAGGCGGAGGGUGAUGAGAGCGGGUCGGAGGAAGGUGCGGGCGCGGGUGGGGGUGGGGUGAAUCCGUUUGCGGCGAUGGCGGCGGGUGGGGGGAGAGUGGUCAAUUUGAGUGGUGCGAGGGCGGUGGGGCAGAGGGCUUUUUAG